CUUUUCAGGGACAGGGAACUGCACAAAGCCUGGCUCACCAUUAAAAGGCUGGAUGACCUUGGGGAUGCGCCUCCCUUUCUCUGGGCAGCAGCAGGCCCUUUGGUAAUGGGUGGAAGUUGGCCGAGAUGGUCCCUAAGGGCCCUGGUGUGCCGAAGAGGCGGACAAAACUGAGGAGCGGGCGCUGCAAUCGGCUUUCCUGGCAGACCCAACUGUGAUGCUUCCUGACUGAUGAUGUUGUAACAGUGCCAACCAGGAAGCCAGAAGGCUGCGUUUUCAGCUGAACAUACCUGAGUUGUCCCCAUCACCAUGGAGACCCGAAAGGAUGAAGCUGUUCAGGCCAAGGGAGCAGCAGCCUCUGUGGACACCCAGGACCAAGGAGCAGAGAAAGGAGGCAAGCACAAGGCAGCUGAGACAACAGAAGGACCAGCAUCAGAGCCACCCUCAUCUGGCCCAGGUAGGCUGAAGAAAACUGCCAUGAAACUCUUUGGUGGCAAGAAGGGCAUCUGUACACUGCCUAGUUUCUUUGGAGGGGGACGGAGCAAAGGUUUUGGGAAAGGCAGCACCAAGAAGGGUCUUAGCAAGAGCAAGACCCAUGAUGGCCUGAGUGAGGCAGCCCGUAGCCAUGAAGACAUUGUCAGUGAAGGAACCGGCCUCUCCCUACCUUUGUCUGAGUCACCCUGCCAACUUCCCAGUUCCCAGAGUGCCCAUGGGGCUUUGGAGACAGGCUCCAGACGCAAGACAUCUGUGGCUGGAGCCACAGAGAAAGUUGGGGCAGAGAAGGCUCCCUCUGUGCCUAAGCCAAAGAAAGGCCUGAAAGGUUUUUUCAGCAGUAUCCGCCGUCACCGGAAGAGUAAAAUCUCUGGGGCUGAGCAAAGUGAACCAGAGGCCAAGGGGCCUGAGGAGCCCAGAGCAAGGUCUCAUGAGCAUGUGAGCUCAGCCCUUCUGUCCCAUGCUGAGGAAACCCUCCAAGCCCUAAGAAAGGAAAAUGCCAACCCCCAAGAUGCCCCUGGGUCAAAAGUUUCUUCAGCACCAGAGCCUUCUCCAGCAGCCAUGGACAAGACAGCUUGUAAAGAUCCAGAAAAACCCACGGAGGUGUGUGCCUCAGCACUCCUGCAGCCCAAGCCUGCCCCUGAAGCCAGUGGCCUAGAGGAGCCCCACAGCCCAGAAACAGGGGAGAAGGUGGUGGUAGGAGAGAUAAAUCUACCCAGUGGCCCUGUUGGGGACCAACUGAGCCUUUUGUUUGGAGAUGUCACCUCUCUGAAAAGUUUUGACUCACUGACAGGUUGUGGUGACAUCAUAGCAGAGCAGGACAUGGACAGUAUGACAGACAGCAUGGCCUCUGGAGGCCAGAGGGCCAAUCGCGAUGGGACCAAGCGAAGUUCCUGCUUGGUUACCUACCAAGGAGGUGGGGAGGAAAUGGCCUUGCCAGAUGAGGAUGACGAGGAAGAAGAGGAGGAAGAGGAGGUGGAAUUAGAGGAGGAAGGAAAGGGAGUCAAGGCAGAAGAAGACGAUGACCUAGAAUAUCUAUGGGCAAGUGCUCAGAUGUACCCAAGACCUAACCUGAAUCUGGGAUACCAUCCCACCACAUCCCCAGGCCACCACAGCUACAUGCUCUUUGACCCAGUUCAGUCUUAUCCUGGCCUAGCUCCUGGGGACCUUUUGACUCCUCAGAGUGACCAGCAAGAGUCUGCCCCCAAUAGUGACGAGGGUUAUUAUGACUCCACCACGCCUGGAUUUGAGGAUGAUUCAGGUGAGGCCCUGGGGCUUGUCCGCAGGGAUUGCCUGCCCCGAGACAGCUAUAGUGGAGAUGCCCUCUAUGAAUUCUAUGAGCCAGAUGACAGCCUUGAGAAUUCCCCACCUGGGGAUGACUGCCUUUAUGACCUCCAUGGUCGCAGCUCUGAGAUAUUUGACCCCUUCUUGAACUUUGAGCCCUUUUCUUCCUCUAGGCCACCUGGGGCAAUGGAGACAGAAGAAGAACGGCUAGUGACCAUCCAGAAGCAAUUGUUGUAUUGGGAGCUUCGGCGAGAGCAGCUUGAGGCCCGAGAGGCCCGGGAGGCACGUGCCCGAGAGGCUCACACCAGGGAAGCCCAUGCCCGAGAGGGCCACACCCAAGAAGCUCAUGUCAGAGAGGCCCGAGCGCAAGAGUCCUGCACCAGAGAGGCCUGUGCCCGAGAGGCUUGUGCUCGAGAGGCCCAAGUCCGAGAGGUCCAGGCACGGCAGGAGAAGCCCAUCAUGGAGUAUCAGAUGAGGCCUUUAGGCCCAUCAGUGAUGGGCCUGGUGGUAGGGGCAUCAGGGGCCUCUCAGACUUCCCACCGGGGAACCACAUCAGCUUUCCCUGCCACUUCAAGCAGCGAGCCAGACUGGAGGGACUUCCGUCCUCUGGAGAAGCGUUUUGAGGGAACCUGUUCCAAGAAGGAUCAAAGUACCUGCCUGAUGCAGCUCUUCCAGAGUGAUGCUAUGUUUGAACCAGACAUGCAAGAAGCAAAUUUUGGAGGCUCUCCCAGGAGGGCCUACCCUACUUAUUCACCCCCUGAGGAGCCAGAGGAAGAGGAGGUUGAGAAGGAAGGGAAUGCCACUGUGAGUUUCUCGCAAGCCCUUGUGGAGUUUACCAGCAAUGGUAACCUCUUCUCCAGCAUGUCAUGCAGCUCUGACUCUGACUCCUCGUUUACUCAAAACCUCCCACAGCUGCCACCCAUGGUGACCUUUGACAUCGCUGAUGUGGAAAGGGAUGGAGAAGGCAAAUGUGAAGAAAAUCCUGAAUUCCACAAUGAUGAGGACCUUGCAGCCUCCUUGGAAGCAUUUGAGCUGGGCUACUACCAGAAACACGCCUUCAACAACUACCGCAGCCGAUUCUACCAAGGUCUGCCCUGGGGUGUGAGCAGUCUCCCUCGAUACUUAGGACUGCCUGGCAUGCACCCUCGACCUCCACCUGCGGCCAUGGCCCUGAACAGGAGGAGCCGCUCCCUUGACACUGCAGAGACCCUAGAGCUAGAGCUCUCCAAUUCCCACCUGGCCCAGGGCUACAUGGAGUCUGAUGAGCUUCAGGCUCAGCAAGAAGAUUCAGAUGAAGAAGAAGAGGAGGAAGAAUGGGGCCAAGACAGUCCCUUGUCCCUCUAUACUGAACCUCCAGGGGCCUACGACUGGCCUGCCUGGGCUCCCUGUCCUCUCCCAGUGGGGCCAGGCCCUGCCUGGAUAAAUACUGGCCAGGUGGAUGGGCCUUCCAGCCAGUCUCCAUAUGGGCAGGCAGCCUGUUGUAUACCUCCUGUGGCUAUGUCAGUGUUGCUGUCAGUACCAGGGCCAGAGCCAAGGGCACCCAGGGAAUCUGGGCCCCAACCAGCUCGGCCUUCACACCUACCCCUGCCUAUGGGUCCUUGUUAUAAUCUCCAGCCACACGCCUCCCAGAGUGUGAGGGCCAGGCCUCGAGAUGUGCUGCUGCCUGUUGAUGAGCCCAGUUGCUCCUCCAGUUCUGGAGGCUUCAGCCCCAGCCCUCUGCCCCAGGCCAAGCCUGUGGGCAUCACCCAUGGCAUCCCUCAGCUGCCCAGGGUCCGGCCUCAGCCCAUUCACUAUGGGGCUUCCAGCCUUGACCUGUCAAAGGAGAGGGCUGAGCAAGGUGCCUCUCUCCCCACCAGUUACUCCUCCACUGCCGUGAAUGGAAACCUAGCUGAGUAGUCAUCAUCAAUUCUGGAGUGGGGGCAUGGGGCCUGAGCAUGUGAAUGGGGACCAGGGGUUGGGCAGAGGGGUUGGGGGUGGGGGUUGCUGUUUAACUUGAAAAUCCUUUUGGCCGAGGAAAGCUCCUGUGAGUUUUCGCCUUUAUUUUUCCCACUUCCCUCUUCUGCCAUCUGUGGCCACAUUCAGCUCAAGUACAUCUGCCCCGGGAGGCUGCUGCUGCUGCUGCUGCUGUGCUCCGGUUGUUGCUUUGGGGGUUUCUUCUUGUGACCCAUGCAGGGUUUGGGAUGCUGUAAUUUUGUGCCUAUUCCAGUUGCCGAGUUAGUGAUUAUAUAUACGAGUAUAGCAUGCAUCCUUGACACAGGCUGAACCCUUAGAACUCCCUGCCACCUCCCCCACCCAGUGAAUGAUGAACCACUGAUCAACAGCCAGGUCUGCACUGCCUCCCAUGUGGGGAUAGGGGGCUUGCUUGCUGUUAGCAAUGUGAAAUUACGGUACAGAUCCUCCCCAGCCCUACUCCCUUCUGUCUUGGCAUAGCUGCCACCAUUACAUCAGAUGACUAUAAUCUAUUUGCCCCAGCUAGCUGUCCUUAGAGAGGAUCAAGUAGUAUGUGUCUCACUGACUAUUGCUGUGGACUUUGGCAUCAUAACCAGAUGAGGGCCUUCUAAUCUGGCAGGCCGUAACUUGGGUUGAAGACAAAAAUGCUAAUCCCCUUAAUGGAGUGAUCAGAUUCAUCCAGGUGCAAACAGAAGACAAAAUAAGGUUCGAUCAUAGACACUGCUGUAAGUCUUGAACUCUGGAAUGAUAGGAUAUUUUCCUUCUUCCUCUCUUAAGCUUGUGACUUCCUGAGUUGCAGAUGCUUUUGAAUUUUAGUUCUUUUUUCCUCCAAAGGAAAUUUUCAUAGUCUCAUCACAAAGAAUACAUUCUUUUAAUUGAGAUACAAGAAGAGAAGUGGCCUAAAUUAGGCUUGGCUAUAGGGGUUGGGGUUUUUGUAGGUUGCAGGGAAAGGAUAGAAAAAGGAGAUCCAUUUGCCCCAGCCAGCAGGACAGGAUUUCAGACAUUGCAGAGCUCAAGGCAAUCCAGCUUCUUAGAAGGGAAAACUGCUUUCCCCUGAAAAACAAAAAGUUUCAUAUGCCUUGCUCACCCCUUCAUGUGGAUGCUGUAAAGAGGCUUCAGACUAACACUCCCAAGAGACGGGACACCAAAGGCUUCUAGGCUGCUCUUCUGGACUCUAAAGAGCUUUCAUCUUCCAAUUAGCUAAGUCCUUAGCACCAUCAAAGGACUGGGCUUCUUGAGAGGAAAGACUGUGACCUGCCCUCACUCUGCCAAGCUUCAGGACUGAUUUGCGUGGCAGUUACAGCCCUUUAUGGAAUGAAUUGGCACCCUCCCUUCUCCUGCAUCCACAGUUUUCAUGUGAAACUAGCUUGGAAAUGCUGGUGGGGAAAAGUUGCUGUCAGGAAGACAUUGCAACAGGCUAAUCUUUCCGAUCUCAACCUCAUUCAUCGCCAACACUAGAGGGUUCCUUUUAAAGUUCUUUAUUGGGAAUAGUAUAUGGAACAACUUUUGCCUGAAUAUGUUCACCCAAAUUAUGAUCCUUGCCCACACUGUCCCUGUUCUUGCCCCCACCCCCACCCAUCUCCUUGCCCGUUAAGGGAAGGGGUCAACAGGGCUCUCACCAUUCCUAAGAUAUGGCAGCUUGGCUUGGGAAUAGCUGCUGUUGUCCCCCCUCCCCCCAUCCCACCCCCGACUCACAAAGGUGACUAUAUGGGCAAACUACCCCUUGGCCAGGGGAUAUGUUUGCACUGGUCUUUGUCACCAUUUCUCAAAUUGGGGUUGGCCCAGUACCCGUGCCCCCAAAAUCAGGCUUAGCUGGUAGAAGCAGCACCCCUGGAAGCACCACACAAGUUUGCAUAGCACCGCCACCACUGCUCAAGGGACCCAGACCAGCUUUCCAGGCUGACUUUGUCUGCAUCGUGAAGAAAUGCGUCAGUCAUGGAGCUGGAAAAUGAAAUAGGGUGAAAGGCCCUCCUCACACCAAGCACAUUAUUCCAGGAGAAAAGUGCCCACAUUCCAACCUUCUGUCCUCUCACCAAAGCUGCCCUGGGAAAGUGGGGCUAAAAUGGGCCUGGCUGUUUGGCAGGAAGUAAACACUCACCAAAUGCCUUUACAACAGGGGAAAACCUACCACUUGCCUCCUCUGUCUCUGCUUGUCCUUUAAGGCAGCUCAAGCUCCUGUCUGGAUGUGGACUGUGGCAGCCACCACAGGUAGUAAAGCCAUCACCAGCCUCCAGCGCCCACUGGGCCACCAGCCUCUCUGGGAAGAGAAAAAGUAGGUGGUCAGCCUUUGGCCAAGGGCUGAGAGAGCUGUCCUCAGUGGCAAGAGGCAGCAUGAGGUGCUGCCUCUGAAGGGAGCAGUCAUAGGUCUGACAUACUUUGCUGGGCUUUGGAAGUUUGCAUACCACAGAGUAGGCCUAGGACUGAGCAGCAGCUUAUGGUUUGGACAACAUUACUGCCUGCAAGUCCUUUCGCUUUCUUGGCCAGCCCAGGAACAGCAUCCUCACCACCAGAAGUGGGGCAGUCAGGAUGCAUGGCUGCAGAAGCAGACUCCUCUAGAGUCUCCAGAUCUAAGUAGUUUGUGGCUAAGUCCCAGCUUCAGCCUAGAAGAGAAAGGAAGACCUGCCUGGGGACAUGUGAUGGCAGUGCAGGGUGACACUGGGAGAGCCAGCCAAGCUCUAGGCCUCUCCCCAAACAUAGGCCAGUGCUUGCUUGGCUGGAACCAAAUAUGCCCGGACUACUAAAGGUGUCAAUGUCAAGUCCACACCUCCUAGGCUGUGACUAGAUGAACACCGUGUCUGUAUUGCCAGGUCUUGGGAUAAUGCUUUUGGAUGAUACCUCAAGGGAAGAUAUGACUUGAAAGGAGGUGGCUGCCCUCAUCUAUCUACCCUGUAGGUUUAUCUAGUGCCAGACAGCUGUGAUCCUGAGAAUUCCCAGAUGACACUGGUCCUUGGGGGACCAGUGAUUGUGGCUAGAAAAGGACACCUAGGAGGCCUCUCCCAGGGCCGCCAGUUACUCGGUGCUUUAGCGCCUUCAAGGAAGCCCUGCCUUGGGGCCAUUAAGGCCUUCCCUGCCCAGCUGGACUUAGCUUGGGUACCAGUUCACGAGCCUCCUGGGCCAAAGGCUUCAGUCAACACCAGUCUCCCUCCCUCCUCUGUACUGUACCAAGGAGGGAAGUAGCUUCUGAUACCCAGGGUGCAUUCCCCUUAUCCUGCUGCCAGCAACUUUCCCACCCUUGCCAGUGCCACCACCCUACCUGCCCUCAGCCCCCGGGCCCUAUUACUAGAGGGAGGCAUGGGGGGUUUAGCAGGGAGACUUCAAGUUUACCCAUGUGUAUGUUGCAUCCAAGUUGUUUUUAAUAUAUAUAUAUAUCAAAAGUCAAUUAUCUAUUUUUGUAUUGUUUGCAUUUUAUAUUCAUGGAAAACGAUGUUUAUCAAUUGUUCUUUUCUGAUAUAUUUUAUUUUUAAGCGGUGCUGUUUACAGUUUUAAACAAAACAAAGAUGACACAAAAAUUGCUGCUGCUUGUGCAGAGGGCUGGCAUCUCAACUGGCCAGGGCCCUCACUCUUUCCCCUCUCCCCACCCCUGAUGUAUCGCACUGUCCUUCCCCUCCCUCCAUGAUAGGGACAGCAGAAGAUGCCCAGGUACUAAAUCAAAUGCCAGGUGACUCAGGCAUGUGGAACCUGGUAGACAGCGUGUCGUUUUAUGGCUUUAUUUUUUAUUUUGGAUCCUUUCCCCUGUUUGUAGACUUCCUGGAAGUACUCAUGUUUCUGUCUCUGUCUCUUUCUCUCUUUUUUAACUCUUUAUGUUUUGUGCUUUCGUUUUGAAACCAGAGUUCCCAUAUUGUGCUAUUUGUCAAGUUGAGUUUCUCCAGAGGAGUGUUUUGGGGACAGGGAUAUUCUCCACCCAGUGGGAAGGGUAGAGGGUUUCAACCAUGCCCUGUCUCCCCAAGAAGUUGGGGGAGACAGAUGGCAAUGAUGCUUGAACCAUCAAGAAUUAGCCAUCUCAUUGAGGAAAACCUUGCAUGGGACUCUGUAGGAACUCAGUUGAUUGGGAAAUUCACCCAGAAGAGACAUUGGGAACUCCUUGACCCCUCUUGCUGCUUUGGGAGAAAUCUCUCCCUCUACCACUGUUCCCCCUCCCUGCCCUGCUCCAGCUCACACAUGGAUGGUACUUUGGGGAACAGUGACAGGGUGAUGGCUUAUUGGCCUGAUCCCCAUUUUUCAUCCUAUAGUCACUCCAAAGAAGAAAAUCCACAUGGCAUGUAUAUGUAUAAGGGUUGGACUUACUGAGAGGUGGGGCUUUAAUUAUUAUUCUUGUUACUAUUGGUGCUUAUUUUCCCUGCUGUAUACGGGGGUGGGGGUGGGGGGAAGAAACCAGGAAUGUAUAUUUAGGUCAUGUUAAAUAAAAUGGCUGGGGGAUAGAAGGAAGAAAUUAGGAACUGCAGUACAUCCCCACCCUAGGUGUAAGAGUUCUUUCUCUCCCAGUGCAGAAAGGGGAGCAUGGCCCCUGGAUGUACCCUAGCUUCCUCUUCCCUGUCCCUGAGACAUCAUGGAAUUUCCUGGAUUGUGACCUCUCCAAUCCUUGUUCUCACAUCUGGAUAUCUUGAUGCACUGCCUGUUUGUAACAACAUAUAUUUCUUUGCUGAAUGCUAAUAAACUGGGUUCAAGAUGGAGCCCCCCAGUCACUAAAGUGCAUUCUUGUGGUUUGUUCCACAGCAGCAUGCUUGUGACCGAGCCAUAGUUUCAGGGUUUGUCCUUGAAAGGAAAAAAAACAAAAGCAAGGAGGUAGAAGGGGCACCCAGAAGUGGAAACAAGCCAGAGCUGAAAUUAAAAGUAGAGGAAACUUCAGUUCUUUAUCCAAGCCAUGCCCUGCAUCUCGGUAUGAUACUGUGUUGGUGAACUCUCCAUCACACCUUCCACACCCUAAGACUUGACAGGGGCUGCAAGCACUUCUGAAAUUAGCCUCCAUUCAUGUGAAUGUGCUGGCCUCCCCAACAGACAGGUGUGGGCCUCCUACUGACAGCUCCAUCAAAAAGAUAUAUCCAAUGGUAGGACUAUCAGGCCAAGCUGCAGGAAUGGCAUCCUUCACCCAGGCCUAUGAGCAGAGAUGACAUGCUGACCAGGUAGCUAACUGCCUGCUACAUCUGUUCAGCCAUGGGACAAAAUAAGGAGCAUGUGGCUUCUGCCCAUUACUGUAGGGUAUCUCAUGUGGUAGGCACCAGAGUUGUACCACAAUAUCCCAGUUACCUUGGAGUCAUGUCCUGGUUUCCCGACCUGUCCUAGCCUAGGCAGAAAUCACUUGCCCCUCUAUUAUACACAGAAAGGCCCACCUGUACCAUCAACUAGGAGAAGGUGAUUGUGCUAGUGGCUUUGGUUUCUCUAAUCCAGACUCUUACCCUUGGUCCCUGACAAGCAAGGGAGACAGACGUCUGCUGGUGGACUUCCUCGAAUUCCACCCAAUUGCCAUGUCCAAACCUGAAAAAGCAGCUGCUUGAAAAGUG
Molecule: messenger RNA, 9221 nt
Organism: Hipposideros armiger (great roundleaf bat)
Lineage: Eukaryota; Metazoa; Chordata; Mammalia; Chiroptera; Hipposideridae
Gene: AMER1
Product: APC membrane recruitment protein 1
Exons: 3
Coding region: 307-3669 (1120 amino acids)
Biological process (GO): regulation of canonical Wnt signaling pathway
Cellular component (GO): plasma membrane
Molecular function (GO): phosphatidylinositol-4,5-bisphosphate binding; beta-catenin binding
Source: RefSeq, a predicted model, not a curated record